Messenger RNA from Physella acuta, 515 nucleotides. Its product is annotated as fibrinogen C domain-containing protein 1-A-like. The record is from RefSeq and is a predicted model, not a curated record. Lineage: Eukaryota; Metazoa; Mollusca; Gastropoda; Physidae.
UAAUGGACAAUUGAACUUCAAAAGAAACUGGGCAGAUUACAAAAACGGAUUCGGCACAUUAGACAGUGAAUUCUGGAUAGGAAACGAACUGAUUCAUCAACUAACAACCAAUGGCUACACUGAAAUAAGAUUUGACUUGACAUUUCAAGGCGGAUCCUACUAUGCCGUGCACAGUAACUUUCAAGUCCAAAACGAAGCCUCUCAGUACUUCAUGACGGUCGGACCUUACACGGGCAACUCCAGUGAUCGAUUCGGUUACGCCAGCGGGAUCGGAUUCACCACCAUAGACAGGGACAACGACGUCGACCACAACAACAACAACUGCGCCGACUACUACCACGGUGGUUGGUGGUACAAGGGCUGCCACAGCAUGAACAUCAACGGCCAGUGGGGCAACACACGCUAUGGAGAAGGGCUCACCUGGUACCCUCUGACUUCCUUCUACCAAUCUGUCAGCACCGUGGAGAUGAAAGUGCGAAAACCAGAUACUUCGUAGAUGUCAACACCAGUGUUUC